UCAUCAAUAUCACUUCAAAGUAGUUUUUUCGAUCACAACCUGUGGUUUCGCGAGCUAUUUUCUGUUAUUUAUGUAAAAUAUUCCAAAUUGUACAGUAUUCAGGAUGUACACACUUCUCAGCGGAUUCUAUAAAUAUCUCACACAAAAGGACGAAUACUGCAUACUGAUCCUGGGCCUGGACAAUGCUGGCAAAACGACCUAUCUGGAAGCGGCCAAGACCAAAUUCACCAAAAACUACCGCGGGAUGAAUCCCAGUAAAAUCACCACCACCGUGGGGUUAAACAUUGGCCAGAUCGACAUUCAGGGCAUCCGGAUGAGCUUCUGGGAUCUGGGCGGCCAGCAGGAACUCCAGUCCUUGUGGGAUAAGUACUAUUCGGAGUCGCAUGCCGUUAUCUACGUGGUGGAUUCGAACGAUCGGGACCGGAUGCACGAAUCGAAGGAGGUGUUCGACAGGAUGAUUGCCAACGAGUACCUGUCGGGGGUCCCGCUGCUUGUGCUGGCAAACAAACAGGACCUGCCGGAUUGCAUGGGGGUACGGGAGAUCAAACCGGUGUUCCAGGAAGCGGGACAUUUGAUUGGACGGAGGGAUUGUCUGGUGAUGCCGGUGUCGGCGCUGACGGGGGAGGGAGUUGAUGAAGGCAUCAAAUGGCUGGUGGAAUCCAUCAAACGCAAUUCCUUCGCCCGUCCUCCGAAAACGGAGGACACAUGAUAAGUGGAUCGACUGAGGCAAGUUUCCCGUGUGCAAUUUCGUUUACUGAUCGUGUUAAACUCACGAAAUUUAUUCCAAUUCAUGUGUAUAAUGCCACUCAAGACAGAAAGAAAUGGUAUUUAAUGCAAAUAAA
Aedes albopictus (Asian tiger mosquito) is the source of this 842-nucleotide messenger RNA. It is a transcript of the gene Arfrp1, whose product is annotated as ADP-ribosylation factor-related protein 1. NCBI's taxonomy places the organism in Eukaryota, Metazoa, Arthropoda, Insecta, Diptera, Culicidae. Gene Ontology annotation, molecular function: GTP binding; GTPase activity. Gene Ontology annotation, biological process: Golgi to plasma membrane protein transport; intracellular protein transport; protein localization to Golgi apparatus. The transcript is spliced from 3 exons. Bases 104 to 709 code for a protein of 201 amino acids. The record is from RefSeq and is a predicted model, not a curated record. Gene Ontology annotation, cellular component: Golgi apparatus.